Colias croceus (clouded yellow) is the source of this 2513-nucleotide messenger RNA. Its product is annotated as rab-like protein 6. The record is from RefSeq and is a predicted model, not a curated record. Gene Ontology annotation, molecular function: GTPase activity; GTP binding. Bases 67 to 1833 code for a protein of 588 amino acids. The transcript has 11 exons. NCBI's taxonomy places the organism in Eukaryota, Metazoa, Arthropoda, Insecta, Lepidoptera, Pieridae. Gene Ontology annotation, cellular component: nucleus; cytosol.
GAUAGCUGCAUGAAAAAAAGUUGGGAAGUGAUUACCUACUUUUAUUUUGAGAGAUAUUGAUUAAAAAUGUUUUCCGCCCUUAAAAAAUUAACACGAAGCAAUGAUGACCGCUGCCCAGCACCAAUGCCUAUGUCGUCGUCUUUGCAAAAGAAAUUUUCUCGGGGUGUUCACUAUAACAUGAAAAUUCUGAUAAAAGGCGAUCGCAAUGUUGGUAAAUCUUGUCUGCUACAACGCCUACAAGGCGGCCCCUUUAAAGAAGAGUAUACGCCGACAGAGCAAAUUCAAGUUGCUCCAAUACAUUGGACAUACAAGAAUACAGAUUUUAUAGUUAAGGUAGAGGUUUGGGAAGUAGUAGAUAAAGGCCGUACAAAGAAGAAAAUGCCAUUAGGUUUGAAGUUAGAGAAUCAGACAGCACCAACAUUGCCAGAGGAAGGCUAUGAAACACCAGUGUUGGAUGCAACAUUCCUAGAUGUGUAUAAAAAUGCUACAGGUGUUAUAUUAAUGCUAGAUAUCACUAAACCAUGGACAUUUGAUUAUGUAGUCAAGGAGCUGGGUCAAAUUCCAGCUGAUUUGCCGGUAAUAAUUCUUGGUAAUCAUUGUGACAUGCAGCAUCAUCGGCAAGUCCAUCCCCACCACAUUGAUCAAGCUAUGUAUAAUGCUAAAAUGACCAGGACCGCCCCAAUCCGGUAUGCAGAGUCAUCCAUGAGGAAUGGCUUUGGCUUGAGAUUCUUGCACAAGUUCCUGAGUGUUCCAUUUCUAAGGCUGCAGAAAACGAGUUUAUUGGAACAGUUGCAAAGGAAUCAAAAGGAUACAGAGGAGACUGAAAAAGAGCUUGAUGAUUUUCUGAAAUCAGAUGAAGCUCAUUACAAUACAUUUGUUGACCGUUUGGCAAACAAGAGGCGUCUUAGCACUGAGACUGAGCCGAGAGUGAACAACGACCGAUCGCCGAGCAUUGUACUGGGCGCCGGCAAGCCGAUAGUUCCUCCUGGUGUUAAUCCACUUUUGGCACAAUCUUUGAAUCCUACGUUAGUAAGAUCUUCAAGUAUACCAGAGGAGAAACCAGUGAAACAAACUUCCUAUGUGAGCCAAGAGCUAAUUAAUCCAAAGGGUAUUCCAACCGUUAGUAUGGAGACAACACCAUCCAGAAUCCCUCAAGAAAGUGGUCCAAGCACGCCGUCUGUAACAAAUGUAUCAGUAUCGAAUUCUUCCGGCGCUUUGGACGAGUUUUAUGCCGGGACUCUUGACAGCAGCUUCCUUGAAGACUUGCAGCCGAUUAAUAAUGUAAAUCAAGACGAUAAUUACGAAAGUGAAAGCGACGACGAAAAUACCAUUAAUCCCAGAGUUACUAUAGAUCAAGAUGACUUCGAUGUUGACAGCAGUCCGCCCAUUAAACCCAUACAGACUAAAACAAGCACAGACUAUACAAUUAACUCUAGAAUUAGUAAAAAUGAUAGUUUAACUAAUAUGUUCAAUCAAGCAACUAUAAGCAAAAAUACGGAUGACAAUGAUAAUAUAGGAAUCAUAAGCCAAGAACAGGACGAGUGUUUGAGCAAUGAAUAUCCACUUUGGGCUGGAGAUUCCAGUGCUAGGAGAUCACCAGAAGGAGGCGAAGACCCAGAUGUGGCAAAGGAGCCGGAUCAGAAGGAGAAAAAGCACAAAAAGAAGAAGUCAAAGGACAAAGAAAAGGGGGACUACAGUGACCGGUCCGAGCGCAAAGAGAAGAAACAUAAACGCAAGAAGUCCAAAAGUGACAAACCCACCAACCCCCAACAAGACCUCCUGGCCCCUACCGUCACUGGGGACUUUAACUACGAGGAAUAUGAUAGCAUUUAACAUUCGCAUUAUUUUUAUGGAUUUUCUAUAAAAUGCCAACACCAUUAUCACCAGUUUUCAUUAGACUAUAUUCGUUUUAUAUUUCGAUUUAGUUGACGACAUUUAAAUACAGGGUUUUUUUUAAUUAUGGAAUCAAUUACGAAACUUCAUGACUGAAAUUGAAAUUAUCAAAAAUUCAUAAAUUAUAUACUGAUCAUGAUUUACGAUCUCAAAUGACUACUAUGGGGUUCGAAUUUUUAAUCAAUUAAAAUCGAUAAAUUUUUUUAUGUUAUGCUUUUCGCAUUAAAUCGAAAUGCGUAAUAAAUGCUGUCGUGUCAACUUUAUUGUGGUUUUCAUAAUAACAAGCUAUUUCGAAUCUCAUUGCCGAAAUAAUUAAAAUCGAAUUAAAAAAUCGAUAAUGAGAUAAUUGACUCGAAAUAUUUCUUUUUUACAGCGAAUAUAAAAUAUAAUUACUAAAUAUAUUUUUACAUUCCAUGUUGAGAUAGCAUAUUUAUAAUUCAUGUUUUAAUCGAUGUCGUAUUCUAGUCAAAUUCGUGUAAUAUCAUAUAGGUGCCUAAAACUUCAAUGCUAUAAUAGGCCUGAAUGUUAAAAUUAUGGAUUUUUUUUUAAUGAAGUGGAACUUCUUUAUCGGGGUUGGAAAAAAAUUUAGUAUAACAUUUUUUCGUAACGCGUGACAUUUU